Molecule: messenger RNA, 2019 nt
Organism: Trypanosoma theileri
Lineage: Eukaryota; Euglenozoa; Kinetoplastea; Trypanosomatida; Trypanosomatidae
Exons: 1
Coding region: 1-2019 (672 amino acids)
Source: RefSeq, a predicted model, not a curated record
AUGCGCUUCUCGUCCCUCCGCCGACUGCAGUGGGGGCCGGCGGCUCUCAACGGCACGGCAGUCGCACCCCGGCGGAAGCGGCAGUUCGUCAUGCGUGAAGGAAACAAUAGAGCCACGCCUCAACAUCACAGCAGAAAUAAUAAUAAUAAUAAUAAUAAUAAUAAUGGCACCGUUACUUCCCCACCCGCUGGUGUGGCCCGUGGUCUCUCACAGCGUGAACACUACCGCGCCCUCCGAGAAGCACACCAACAACAACAACAACAACAACAAGGAGAAGAAGAAGGUAAUAAAAAUAAUAAUAAUAAUAAUAAUAAUAAUAAUAGUGGGAAGUCGGUGCCCGGCGAGUGGCUCGCUCCCCUCCCCCGCCGCCCAGCGCCGAUUGACGCGGACGGUUACGACGCCGCACCGCCCACCGCCGACGAGCGCCGCGCGUGGCUGCAGGCCGCACUCGAACGGAAUGCCGCGUCGGUGGUGGAGUUCACACCGGGCGGCGAGAAGGACAUCGACACCGGCGGCCGCACACCCGCAGACUUUCACGCCAACGCGAGUUGCACGACGAUUCCAACAGACUCGGUGCUCUACAAUGCCGUCCUCGCCGGUGCUGAGCUGGAUUCACGACGACGUAAUAACUCUUGGACAGUGGCACGAAAGCGGCAACAAGGUGUGUGUGAGUUUGCAGCAACAAGUUCUGUAGAAGGGAAAACUACGGUGGAAAAGGAUACUGCUAAAAGUGAUAAUGAUAAUAAUGAUGAAAAUGGUAGUGGAAAUCUUGAACAUGUUAUAGAUGAAAGAAGACGUCGACAACGGGAGGAUGAAGGUUCAUACACAGAUGUAUUUGAAGGGGAUUUAUUGGAACCUAACUAUGAAAGUAUAGGCUAUUCAAGAUCAACUUAUGGAAUGCGAAAGUUAUUCUUAUCAGGUCUUACAGGAUAUCAAGGUAUGAUUACAAGGGAAGAAGAAGCACGUAUAUGUGAUGAAUUACUUCAUCUUUUGCAAGAUCGUCGUGCUGCUUAUGUAGCAGAAGAAACUAGAUAUUGCGUUAAUCUUUAUGAAAAAGAACUUGGUAUACCUGGUAAAGAUACUUUAGCUUUUGCUAUGAAUCGUGCCCCAACUCUUCAACUUGUAUUAGCGAGAUUUUUCCAUCUUGGUCUUAUUCCAUCUCCACCUAAUGUCUGUCAAGUGAGUGAAAUGAUAGGUAAUUUCUCUGGAUACCCAGUACAUAAAAAACCACCUACUAUAGGUCCUUAUGUGGGUAUUUUAAAUCUUGUCUCUACUACCGUAAUGCAUUUUCAACACUUAAAUUGUCCAUGGUUCCCGAGAAUACAUAUGAAUCCACGUUCUCUCUUUAUUGUAGAACAGCCUUGUCUUGGUGAAUAUAAAAUGGGAUACAAGAGGACAGAACAACCUUUUCAUGCCUUUGAAUAUGCUACACGUGUGUCAAAGGAUUAUCGAAUAGAAGUACUAUUUGCAACAGUGGAAGUGGAACAAACACGUUAUCUUCGUGAUGCUGUUGGACUCACUGAGUAUGCAGAAAAAAGAGAACAAGAGAAGAUGGGUAAAGAACAGUUGGCACUUCCAAAAAUGCCACAAUCCUCAUCUAUUGAAACAGGUGAUGAAGUAUCAUUAUUUUCUGGUUCCACUGAUAAGUGGUUAGAACGAUUAAAUAAUCAACUUCAUGCCUCUGAAGAGGUUACUGGUAAUACCCCUAAAAAGGGAACUAUGAUUGAUGGAAAUGCUCUUCGAGAGAAACUAUUAGCCUCUGGUUGUAUUGGAACUAAAUCCCGUCCUCUUGAGACAUCAUCAUUAUCAUCAUUAGAUGGAGAAACACCAGAUUCUAACACUGAAGAAAAAAAUACUCAACCGUCCGAAAAAAUGAGUCCGGCACAACGUCGAAUGGCAGCAUUAAAGGCACGCUAUGCAUUUGCUAAGCGACUGAAGGAGGAAACCCGUCCACAAGUAUCAUCUGGAGGUGUUCAUUUAAUUCAAGGACAUUCACCACGGAAACAAACACGACUUUAG